Messenger RNA from Puccinia graminis f. sp. tritici CRL 75-36-700-3, 557 nucleotides. Its product is annotated as DNA-directed RNA Polymerase II subunit K. Gene Ontology annotation, cellular component: RNA polymerase III complex; RNA polymerase II, core complex; RNA polymerase I complex. The record is from RefSeq and is a predicted model, not a curated record. Gene Ontology annotation, biological process: DNA-templated transcription. The coding region runs from base 41 to 244 and encodes 67 amino acids. Gene Ontology annotation, molecular function: DNA-directed RNA polymerase activity; DNA binding; zinc ion binding. Lineage: Eukaryota; Fungi; Basidiomycota; Pucciniomycetes; Pucciniales; Pucciniaceae. The transcript is spliced from 3 exons.
UCGCAGCUGAAUCUCAUCCUGCACAAAAAACUCUCAAACGAUGUCUCAACCGUACGUUCCGAUAGCCAAUGCACAACCGGGAUUUGGACGGGCAGCCCCUUCAGCUCCCAUCACAUACCUAUGCGCCGAUUGCGGAAAAGACAACUCGAUCAAGCCUCGGGAGCCGAUUCGAUGCCAGGAAUGCGGUUGUCGCAUUAUGUACAAGAAGCGAAUAAAACGAAUGGUUCAAUUUGAAGCUAGGUGAACUCGUUGGAAUCAAAAAGCAGCUCACGUCGGUAAACCCGGGCCCUGUUUUUAGCUCUUGAUCACCACCUCCAGCCAAAUUUCUUUCUCCUCCGAUAUUUCACUUUGUAUCUCUCUUGAUGUCUCUCGCGAAAAGCCUGAUAAUUCCAACAAGCCCGAAAAAUAAUCAAAUCUCCCAUCAAGUCGAUCGAGUACCCACUGGACAACACGGCAUGCCUUACGCAAUUGGCUUUGACUCGUUUUUUCUUCUUCUUCCUUUUCCCUUCUUCAAUCAAAAAUACCAUGAAAACGCGCAAUCGAAACAUGCUUACGAC